Messenger RNA from Raphanus sativus (radish), 1080 nucleotides. RefSeq lists its product as uncharacterized. Gene Ontology annotation, cellular component: endoplasmic reticulum; endoplasmic reticulum membrane. Lineage: Eukaryota; Viridiplantae; Streptophyta; Magnoliopsida; Brassicales; Brassicaceae. The record is from RefSeq and is a predicted model, not a curated record. The transcript has 2 exons. The coding region runs from base 279 to 938 and encodes 219 amino acids. Gene Ontology annotation, biological process: intracellular protein transport; endoplasmic reticulum to Golgi vesicle-mediated transport.
UACACCAUUAAUCAUUCACCCCCAUUGAUCUUUUAUCUCUCUCUCUCUAGAUUAGUGAACAACUUUUCAACUUUUUAAUGCUUUCUGCUGAAGUCUCUCUCUCUCUCUCUGAGUGUCUUCUUCUCUCCUUCCAACCUUCUUCGAUUACUUGAAUCUUGACUUCAUCAUUUCUUCUUAGUCCUCUCCAUUUUAUGAUUCACUAGUGGAGGGUUUAGGGUUUUUAAUACCAUCUUCCGUGAAAUUCUAGUAAAAAGGAACAAACUUUUAAUCAAUCAGACAUGAUUCAGCUACUGUUCCUGGUUCUGUUCGUGGAGGGUGCGAUUGCGUUCUUACUGCUGAUUAAGAUUGGGCCAUUGAGGGAGCUUGUGAUUAAGAGCCUUGACCAGAUGAAGAUGGGGAAAGGUCCCGCCACUGUGAAAACCAUAGCUGGAACCAUGUCUGUUAUCCUCUUGUCCAAUCUCAUGAGCAUCGUCAAGAUCCAGAACAAAGGUGCAAAGCUUGGGACAAUGUCUCCCAUGGAUCAGGUCCUUUGGAGAACUCACUUGCUUGAAGCUUCUCUUAUGGGAGUUGUACUUUUUCUAGGCUUCAUAAUUGACAGGAUGCACCACUACCUCAGAAAGCUAAUCAAUUUAAGAGGCAAUGCCGGGUCAUCGAAAGAAGAACUUGAACAGCUCCAGAAAGAGAGAACCGAACUGAAGGAGAAAGAGGACAAGGCAUCCAAGGAAAUCAAGCAGCUGCAAGAAAAACUGUCAUCUGUUUCAGAGAGGCUUAAGAAAGCAGAGACCGAGUCUAAAGAGAAAGAGAAGAAGCUUGAAACCGCUGAAACACAUGUCACGGCUCUCCAGAAACAGUCUGCUGAGCUGCUUCUGGAGUAUGAUAGAUUGCUAGAAGACAACCAAAAGCUACAAAGCCAAAUUUUGGGACAAACCAAGACCUGAUGUUAGAUUGUUGAGUUUUGUCAUUUAACAAGUGUGUUUUUUUUUUUUUAGAAAAAUGUUGUUGACGAAUUGGUGUUGAGAAGAGUUUUUCUUAAAUGGAGGAUGGCAGUUGCAGGAGUGCUGCAUCAUUAUUUGUUUUUAA